AUGACCCUAAAGUAUCUUCGUUAUUUGAUAAGGUAUCGAGCGACCGUGCUCGGGGCAAGUGUUCUCGGGCUUCAACGUCCUCCGCCCAGAUACUCCCAGCAGUACAUGCCGGAAACAUCGUUCAGUUGUCGCAAUAAGAUCGUAGGAAGCUACUACGCGGACCCGGAGACCGACUGCCAGGUGUUCCACGUUUGCGUGUCCGUCGCUGGCACCGUCCAAGAUUACAAGUUCCUGUGUCCCAACGACACGGCGUUCGAUCAAGAAAGUCAAACGUGCGCCGAUUGGUACGACGUGGACUGCGAAGCAGCGACCCUCUACUACGCAAGCGACAACUUCGACCUGUACAGGAUCGGUUCCGGCCUGGAAUCCCCUCACUACGACAGUAUACGCACGGACGCUGAGCCCCAAGAUCAUCUACAGCGCAGCGAGACCAGCGAUCCAGUCCGUUCCGCAGCGAAUACCCUAAACAGAGUCUCAUCUACCAGCUACAACGCGAACAACCAACGGGAUCUACGAACAGGCAGCAGUGGUAACUUCUACAACAACCGAAACGGCAAAGAAGAUUUCAACGAGAACAAUUACACACCGUCCAGCACACCAGUACCAUCACCUGCUGUCCCAGUUAACAAUCAGAACACCUAUACUGGCUUCUACAGCGGGAAUAAUUACAGUCAACGAGGGAACAGUUACGUGUCCUCGACAAGCACCAGACCACAGGAGAACUAUAACAGGAACACCCAGAGGUACAGCGCUGCGACCUCGACGUACAGACCGAACACUAACUAUCAGGAGAAUUAUAGCUUCCAGUCGCCUAGCACGACCACAAGGACCACCGUUUAUAAUGCAUAUAAUGGGAAUUACAAUCAACAGAACGGUAAUGGGUUCGGUCAGAGCACCACCGUGAAACCGACCAGCUACAAUAAGAACUAUCAGAGCUACAACAACGGCGGUCAGUACGCCCAACCGACCACCCUCCAGCCGAGUACAAAUUACCAGGCGAACGAUUACACGAAUUAUCAGAGGAGUUACAAUAACAUUCAACGGGGAAGCAAUAAUAACGUCCAGUAUCAGUCCACGACUCCUGCGGCCACAGUCUACGAAAAUACGUAUAAUAAUAAUAAUAAUAAUAAUAAUAAUAAUAAUAACAACAACAACAACCAGUAUAGAAGCACAUCGACAAGGCAGGAUAUUUCACAGGCGACCACAAAGUACUUCCCAAGUUACGCGAGCAGCAGCUUCCCACCGACCACUUACAGCCCAGCCACGAAGAAGUUCGUUUCUAAUGACAAUGGUCAGGGUCAGACCGCUUCGAGGAAUAACGACAACGGGCAGUAUUACGACAAGAGUAGUCAACAGACCGUGAAGAGCUCGUCGCAGUAUUACGAGAGCACCAAGGCGCCGAAAAAGGCCACGCAGUAUAAUAAUUACGAGGGGACCAAUGGGAAGUAUUAUACCGAGAGCAGCACGAACACUUAUGAUUCGGCGAGAUCCUCGGUCGGGAUCGGAUUCAGUCCAGCGAGCAUCAAUCAUUUGGCUGAAACGCCUAGAUCCACCACACCAGUGCCAAGGAGGAUCUCCACAGCCACCACGUACAACCCGAACACCUUCAACACGAAUACACAAAGGCCACCGCAGAGUCCCACCACCCCCAGGGGAAGCACUUACGCCAACGGAUCCGCUAGACCAUUUUCGUCCACGACGAGACUACCGAACUCGACCACGCCACGACCGAAAUCCGGCAAGAAAUCCGAUUACGAUUACGCCUACUACGACAACACCGCGGGCCUGGAGUACGACAGCCUCGACUUGGAACACGUGACCGGUAACAAAGAAUCGACGAAAAUCGCGAGGAACUAA
Messenger RNA from Dufourea novaeangliae, 1857 nucleotides. Its product is annotated as GATA zinc finger domain-containing protein 14-like. NCBI's taxonomy places the organism in Eukaryota, Metazoa, Arthropoda, Insecta, Hymenoptera, Halictidae. The record is from RefSeq and is a predicted model, not a curated record. Gene Ontology annotation, cellular component: extracellular region. Gene Ontology annotation, molecular function: chitin binding.